Carassius auratus (goldfish) is the source of this 4783-nucleotide messenger RNA. It is a transcript of the gene armc2, whose product is annotated as armadillo repeat containing 2. Gene Ontology annotation, biological process: sperm axoneme assembly; cilium organization. Lineage: Eukaryota; Metazoa; Chordata; Actinopteri; Cypriniformes; Cyprinidae. Bases 1436 to 3925 code for a protein of 829 amino acids. Gene Ontology annotation, molecular function: protein binding. The record is from RefSeq and is a predicted model, not a curated record. The transcript is spliced from 18 exons.
GCGAUUGUGUGUCCAAAGUCUGCCCAUCAGGAAGUUGUUGCCAAGGAGACAGCAGCAAGAAAAUGAUGGUCCUUCCUUUGCAAAGCAAACCAGUUUACCUCAGUGACAUAGAAGAAGCGGAACCACCUCCAGUGGUGUAUGAGCGUAUGUGUCAAGGUUCACAAGAUAAUAAAAUUUACACAGUUCAUGCAGCUCUCUAAAUACAGUUGUGUGCACUCCGUGCAAGUGUUAUCUAAAAUCUGACAAGCUGAGAAAUACAGUACACAUGACAUACUGUUAUCAAGAUUGCCAUCCUUGGCACCACACUCCCCUAGUGACAAUGAAAGAGGGCAACCAUAUCCAUGCAGCUAUUGGCCAAUGAGUACUCUCGUACUAACUCCUUAUUGGCUAGCUCCUUCAAUCACAUUACACCAAUGAGACUUCUUGUAUCCAUGAGAAUGAAGCUUGUAGAGCUAUUUAAAUCUAACCACUGAGCCAAAAGAUGCUCAUAUAUGCAUUUGACUCAACAGAGAAACAGUAGGUUUAUAUGUAAAAGUGUUGGACUGACAUCUCAUGUCAGUCUUAUUUGCAAAGUAAUUACUGCUGUAUAUGUGUAAAAAAAAAAAAAAAAAAAAAAAAAAAAAAAGAGUAAAUGUUGUGACCAAUGCUUCAUGUAUUGGAUUUGCAAUAUGAAUAGUAUAGACAGUCUCUGAUCAGCACCAAUUAAAAUCUUUGAAGUUUCUAGUAAACAAUCUAGUCAAAGGGUGGACAGUAAACAAUGUGGACCGUUUCUCAAAAUGAGAACAAAAGAUCUGUGGGAAGUUACUACGCUAUCAGCUUACCUGUUGUCUCUUGCGUGAUUACGUCUCGCCUCAGCUGCAUUUGGCGUCUCUGUGGGCUCUGAAUUUUAGGAUUUUUCACGGAAUACCAGGCAAAUACUAUACGUUUUGGGGAGGCAUAUAAAUUAAGGCUUUAUUUUAUCUAGGCUAAAUAAAAUUACAUGUAUUUUCUUUAUCGAAUACGUCAAGUUUUGAACUCACCUGUGCUUUUCCUUUUGGAAAUAAUGUUAUAUUUUAGGACAAUCUUUUUGUAAUUAUGGAUUAUGACUCCUAAUUAACUUGUUUUAAAAAUAAGUCUUUAAAAAUAAUUUGGAAGAAAAGAUGACAGAAAAAAAGCAAAAAGGCAGUAAGGUUUCACCAUAGACUGUUUCACACAACAAAAGCCUCCCUGUGUCACAUGACCAUGCGCGUGGCCGUGAUUGACCCUGUGGGGUUCGUGCGUGCGUCCGUCUUUCCGCUGUCACACAACCUCGUCUUUCUGGAUUAAAGAUGCUCUCUUUAAAACUGUGAAAUCAAGGCCUAAAUCGUUUGGAAAUCAAGUUUUCCAGCCAAUUUUGGUUAUAGGAUGGACAAGGUUACAGGCCCUUGAUACUGGUACACACCCCUAUGGAUCAAACAUGUCUUUAAUGGAGCUUCAGGAUAAAAGUGAGCAUGUCUACACGAGCACUGGCCUCAGGAGACAGACGAGUGCUGAGAUAGUGUCAGAAGCUCGUCGCUCUCUCAGAACACUUGCCACACAGCGACCUUUCACACCUCAGGAGAAGCAUCGGCAGCUCUUUGGAGAAUCAUCUUCUCGUGCACAUGAUGGACGACCACCAUCUGCAUUUAGUCUACAUGCCCGACAUUUCGAAGCUCCUGACUCCAGGCCAGGCUCUGGAACUCGUCUCAGCCCACUGGAACGUAAACCCAGGCUGUCUGUGUCCUUGGGUGAGGAUGGCGGUCUUGAUGAAGCAACUCUCCCCAAACCUCCAGCUGAACGAGGGAAUACAAGAAUAGGAUCAGGAGGUUCUCGAGCCAAACUGCUUAGAGCAGCAUCCGUAAACAGGCUACCACCCGUGACCCCCAACACAAAGAAUAUGUCUCUAGAGACAAGGAUUAGAGCAGACCGACCAGGUGACAGAGAAAAGCUACAUUGUUCUGAUGUUACAGAGCAUACAACAAAUUCUUCCUCUGAAACAGACCUGCACAUACCUACUAAACACAGGAUACUGCAAACUGAUGUAUCCAGUUUAAGAGGAUCAAAACCAGAAGUCAAGCUUGGGCAUGGAGACACGGGAGAUGACAACAUGGAUGAAUCUGUGUUCUGGAACACUAAACUUCUUCCUGUCCUUCAAGAAUUUGAGUCUUUUGCACCAGGUGAUGCCGUGUCAGAUGAGAUUGUGGGACAGCUGUGUAAUGCAUGCAAUGGUCUCCAUGAAGCACUGGCAGAGAGAGGCAUGCUGGGAAGGCAGUUUAAACAGAGGUCCGCCAUCCUUAGAACACUCUUCAGGCUUAUAGAUGUGGGAUCGGAUCGACUUAACCUAACAUUAGCCAAACUUAUUCUGGCACUCAAUGUGAGUGGAAACAACUUGCUGAACAUCUGCAAACUCGUCUUCAAAAUCAGCCGGAACGCUAGCAACGACGCCCUGUUCCUCAAUGGCUGCAUCCUAGCCCAUUGUGUGUAUGUGUGUCCACACACAGACUCCCUUCUGUCUCUGCUCCAUUGUGAGGAUGUGUGGAGUAAAAGUGAAGCCGUGCUGUACUGUGUCGGCUCACUGAAGCUCCUCUCAGGGAACAGCACCCUCUCCAGGCUGCUGCUUUCCAAAGGCUUCGUCGUUAUACUGUUGCAGCUGUCAAAGAGACUGAUGCAUGGUCCAUCUUCAACUUCAGCUAACAUAACUUCUCACGGGUCAGAGGGCGAAGGUCAGCGUAUCAUCGCAGGACACAUACUGGUACAGGUCACAGCAGCUUUGAGAAAUAUAGCUGACCAGUCAGAGUCUCGGCCUUCCUUCCUGUCCAACAAGGCAUUCUCUACUCUUUGCUUAAUUCUGGAGAACCACCGCAAAGACCUUGACAUCUGCAUUAAUGUGGCCCGAAUAUUCAGCAAGCUGUCCACCUACACUGAAUGCUGUCAUGCACUAGCUGAGUCGCCACGUUGCUGUAGCAUAUUUUUGGACCUGCUAAGCAAACACAGCGGGAAACAGGAUCUAGUAGUGCGUCUCCUGUUCACACUAGGAAAUCUGACAGCCAAAAGCACUGAAGCCAGAGAGAGAGUCUAUGAGGAGGAAGGCGGGAUAGCUGUCCUCUUAGAUCUUUUUCAGGUCUACCAGGAAACCCCAUCGCCCCCUAAGCAAUUCCGUGGCCCUGAGAGAGAGGACGUCCUGGUCAAACUGAUCAGACUGCUGGCCAACCUGGCCAUCCAUCCCACCGUGGGCACGGCACUGGCUGCCAACACACUGUGUGUACAGCUGCUGCUGGAAGUGCUGGAGUGCAGGUGUGUGCAGGAAAGUGAAGAGUUGGUGAUUAAUGCCGUGGCCACCAUCAACAACCUGUCUUUCUACCAAGGCGAGAGCUCAGUGGUCCGUUCCCAGCAUACACACAUCUCACAGUUGCUUCUAAAGCUCUUGCUGAGCUCCAGUAUGGAUGCUGUUUUGGAGGCCACACGUGUGUUUGGAAAUCUGUCGCAGAUCAAAGACGUGAGACACUUCAUCAUGCAGCACAAAGUGGAGCAGUAUGUGGUAACCCUCCUGGACUCCAAGACCCCCGAUGUGUGUUUCUCUGCAUGUGGAGUCCUCAUCAACCUAUCUGCAGAUCCAGAAAACAGGGCCAUGCUGAGAGCCACGGGAAGCACUCAGAAGCUCAUCGACUGUCUGCGUGACUUGGGGCCUCAGGACUGGCAUUUGGCUGCUGUGGUGUGUCAGACUCUGUGGAACUGCUCUUUAGAUGGAGAGCCGCAACACACUCAGGAGCUGUUGGAGAUCUUGCGGCUCUAUAGCGACGGAGGAGCUUUGCAGUGGCCUUCUGAUGAUGGAGUCAGACAGGUUCAGGAAGCAUGCUGGGAGCUGCUCUUUUUGCCUGUAGCUGAGAGACUUAAAGAGCGUUUUUAUAUUGAAGACGUCAUUCCGUAAGCUCCACUGACACACUCCUCCUCUCCAGAUGUCACAAGCUUGUCUGUGUGUAUAUAUAUAUAUAUAUGCAUGUACACCUGCAAGCAGAGGAAUGAGCCGGUGUGUAUAUUGCACUUUAAUCCAAUGUCUUUUGAUACUAUGAACAUAGGUAAUUUGUCAAUUAUGACCAACACAUUUUUUAAAUAAAAUAGUUGAAAUGUUUAUUACACAGCCUUAUGCUGCUGUAUAGGAGAAAACAUGAAUUUUGUCGGACAAGGCAAGCCUAUGUUCAUAAACACCAAACUUAUGUACAUGCAAAAAUCACUCAAGGGCAUAUUAAUGAUCUCAAAGACUUUAUUAAACAGACACUUCCAGAAAAGUCUGUAAGGAACACAGAAUAGAAACAUUGUCAUACUUAAUACAAUCACAUUAAAUUGAUAUAAUAUGGCACUGGAUUCCCUCCUUUUAACAGGUUACACUUCACAGCUACAGUCCAUACAUUAAUAUGAAGCAUACAAAGCUGCCCUAGAGGUCAUUUACAUACAUGCUUGAAACCAAUGACCAAAACUGGAUUUUUGUGAAGUUUAUUCAAAUCACUCGUUAUCGCGAUUUAACAUUUUCUUUUCAGUCUCCAUCAUGUGAAGUCUGAAGCCGUUUAACUCCUGCACAACAUCCAAGGGAUUUUUUUCAGAAAAGAACAAGAUAUUUUAUCGAUAUCAAAAGAGGAACCCAACUUCUUGCAUUAUUCUUUUAAAAUGAGCAACAACUAGCCUAUGGUGAUUUCCAUUGAAUGGCCAUUUACUGGCACUUAAUGACCACCAGCCUCAUAACCACAAACAGGGAAAUUACAAACAACAUAAGGGAAAAUUUCCUUAUUGU